Molecule: messenger RNA, 1732 nt
Organism: Notolabrus celidotus (New Zealand spotty)
Lineage: Eukaryota; Metazoa; Chordata; Actinopteri; Labriformes; Labridae
Product: rootletin-like
Exons: 4
Coding region: 282-1472 (396 amino acids)
Source: RefSeq, a predicted model, not a curated record
UGUUCCACUUAAAACAGUGACCAUCUUAACUGUCGACUUUCAGCUGAAUGCGUCCCUCUCUGAAUCCCAUAAUGUCUCACCACAGACUGAUCUAAUGAACACAUCCGGGCAUGUUGGUGUUAUUGAUAUUAAAGGUGAACUCUUUCCGUGUUUGAACAUCUGGUUACUACGGUAACACUGGAGAGAAGUCACCAGUGAACACGGUCACACUUUUCACCUGCACACCGGACGUUUUGGCUGUUUGUCUUUCUUCCGAUGGAGGAUCUGAACCUGGAGUAAACAUGGAGAACACGUAUAAAAUGACGGACAGAGAGACCAAACUGAUGAUCCAGUUCAGAGCCUCCAAUGAAGCCAUCUUCACGGGGAGGAGGCACUCCGCCAUGAGAGGCUGGAGGGCCAUCCGGAGAGAGAUGGGGCUCCAGGGCGUGAUGUCGGCGCGGCAACUGAAGAAGAAGUGGGACAACUUGAAGGAGAGAUACCGGUCCCUGAAGAACCCUCCAGAAGGCUUGGAGAACCAGUUCCAGCCCAACUCUUGGCGCUGGUUCCAGCUGAUGGACCAGGCCAUGACGGGCCGUCUUGCUGGGACCGCCAGCAUCGUGCAGCCGUCCCUGCAGGACGAAUACGAGGAGAAGGCGGCCGCCAUGGGAGUCCCUCUGUCCGGCCUGGACGUCUCUGAGAUGGCUCCUCUGGAGGACGAUGUGGACGCGCUGGAGGACGCCAUGCAGCUGAGCGGCGCUGAAGUCAGUCAGCAGGCGGAGAGAGAGGCGGCGAACAAAGCUCCACAGGUGGUUUUACCUUCAGGAGCCAAAGCCCAGGUGAGGAUCUCUGAGCCGCAGAGUCAGCCUGGGAUCAACACCCAGCCCACGGUGUUCUACGCCACCUUACUGCCGGACUACAUCACAGAGACCAGCAGGACGCAGCCCGCCUCCAGAGACCAGGUCAGGGAGGCCGGGGAGGCGGACAGGAAGCUGGCGGAGCUGCAGGGAGAGAGGCAGGCUCUGGAGCGAGAGCAGGCCGAGUUCGACCGGGAGCUCAUCGCUCUGGAGAAAGACCGGGACCUGCUGAGGAGGGACAUGGACUCGCUCGACAGAGACCGAACCAGUCUGGACAGAGAGCGGGCCGCGAUAGAGAGAGACAGAGCGGCUCUAGAUAGAGACCAAGCCACUCUGGAGAGAGACCGGGUGAUCCUGGAUCGAGACCGGGCGUUCCUGGACAGAGACCGAGCGUUCCUGGAGAGAGACCGCGUGUUCGUGGAGCGAGCGAGGGAGGACUUAGAGCGAGAGAGAGCGCUGUGGAGGAGAGAGAGAGACGGGGACGCCGUGAACGGACAUCCUGCUGAGGUCACAGAGAAAGAGGUGGUGCUGCAGACCCGCUUCUACCAGAGUCUGACCGCUGCAGACCCGGAUCCAGACCAGCUGGAGACCAGACAGAGACUGGUGUCGUUGUUCCAGAGGCUGGUGGAGAAGCUGUGAGGGGGGGCAGGGGGGCAGAUUUCAAGACUUUCAGAGACCAGAUCACAGUAAACACAUCUGGACACGAUGUGGUGGACUGUGGACUCUCCUGGUUCAUGUAGUCGCUCUCUGAGACUCGGUUCAGGUCUUUACUGUGCAGAAAACAAACCCUCAGAGUCUGUCUGUGAUAAAGUCUCAGCAGAGAGAGGAGAGAGAGAGAGCUUCAGAGUCUUUGUCGAGGCUGUUUCCUUAAACUCAAAUAAAGUUCUUACCAAAACUCC